Astrephomene gubernaculifera is the source of this 1317-nucleotide messenger RNA. The record is from the annotation of a GenBank genome assembly. NCBI's taxonomy places the organism in Eukaryota, Viridiplantae, Chlorophyta, Chlorophyceae, Chlamydomonadales, Astrephomenaceae.
CAUAGAAAUCGCUUUAACGCUCACGGAAUACCACCUGAUCCGAUCCUUGUAUAAUUCUGAGUCGAACAGGGGGACAAUGCAGGUGGCCACGCGCACCCUGCGCUCUUCGGUGCGCCCCUUCACGCCAAAUGCUGUCCGGGUGCCCCGAUGCCUUGUAGUAUCCGUGUCUGCCUCCGACCGCCUUCGACUGCAUAACCUCAGCCCCGAGCCUGGCAGCCGUCACCUUGAAAAGCGGAAGGGUCGUGGUCAUGCUGCGGGCCAGGGUGGCACUUGCGGCUUUGGUAACCGCGGCCAGAAGUCGCGUUCGGGCCCAAGCGUACGCCCCGGCUUUGAGGGUGGCCAAACGCCCCUUUACCGACGCCUUCCUAAGCUGCGCGGUAUUGCCGGUGGCAUGGGCGCUGGCCUCCCGGACUUUGUGGUGGUCAACCUAGAUGACCUGGAUAAGCAUUUUGCCGCGGGAGAGGAGGUUACGCUGGAGGCGGUGAAGGAGAAGAUCGUGAACGUUAGCGGCCGCGAGGCGAAGCUACCACUGAAGAUCCUCGGCUCCGGCAGCCUGAGCAAGUCCCUGACUGUGCGCGCGGGGGCUUUCUCCGAGUCCGCUAAGGCAGCCAUCGAGGCAGCUGGGGGCAAGGUGGAGAAGCUGGCCGCCAAGCCUAAGUGGACGCGCAAGCUGCACAAGAAGGUUGUGGCGGAGAUGGCCAAGAACGGACUGGACUAUGAGAAGGAGAAGCUGAAGAAGCGGAUUGAUAACCUCAAAUCCAAGGGCAUGUACGUGGAGCGGGUGGUGAAGAAGAAGGCCGCGCCGGCGGCGGGCAAGAAGAAGUAGGGAGGUUAAGGGAUGAGGGCGGAAGCAGGAGGGUAGGGUGUGCAGUGGUUGGUAGGGCGUUGGGCUGAGAGUUUGGGGCCUGGGUUGCAAGAGGGGGCAAGAGGAAAAAGCCAAGAGGAAUGCCCGUUUGCUUGAGCGCACAGUGAAUGAUGGCUGACAGAACAUUAGGAUGCCAGGCCUGCCUGUUAGAACCCAGACAAAGGAAGGGAGGCACGCAAGUCAAGAAGCGCCCUGAAGUUUUUGGAGUCGUGUUUGCGAUUGCGGUCGUUGGGGUUCCAGUGGAAGCAUGAGAAGUUUUUUUGUGUUUUACUGAGCUACUAGGAGAAGAUAAGCCACGGGGCGCAUGUACCGUUCAAUGAGACCAGGGGGCGAUGGAGAGGGCAAUUUUGGGACGGGAAGUCCGUGCCCUCCCAGGCUUUACCAUGCGUGUUUUGGUUGUUUGCGGCUGUAUGCUGUAAGCCUGUCAAAUGUGCCCUACGCUCCGGUACGCC